Molecule: messenger RNA, 2091 nt
Organism: Lodderomyces theae
Lineage: Eukaryota; Fungi; Ascomycota; Pichiomycetes; Serinales; Debaryomycetaceae
Gene: LYS4
Product: homoaconitate hydratase
Exons: 1
Coding region: 1-2091 (696 amino acids)
Biological process (GO): L-lysine biosynthetic process
Molecular function (GO): homoaconitate hydratase activity; 4 iron, 4 sulfur cluster binding
Source: RefSeq, a predicted model, not a curated record
AUGAGGCUACAAUUCCAUCGUUUGCUAUCUACGACAUCUCCAUUACGCAGCACUUCCUCCACCACAGCACAGAACUUGACUGAAAAGAUCGUUCAGAAAUAUGCUGUCGGUUUACCACCAAACAAACUCGUGCGUUCUGGUGACUACGUCACCAUCAAACCAGCUCAUUGCAUGUCCCACGAUAAUUCAUGGCCCGUAGCUACCAAAUUCAUGGGCCUAGGAGCUAAAAAAGUCAAAGAUAAUCGACAAAUUGUGUGUACUUUGGAUCACGAUGUGCAGAACAAGACGGCCAAAAACUUGACCAAGUAUGCCAACAUUGAGAAAUUCGCUAAGGAACAAGGCAUCGACUUUUAUCCUGCCGGAAGAGGAAUCGGUCAUCAGAUCAUGAUCGAGGAAGGAUAUGCAUUUCCUUUGAACUUGACGGUGGCUUCUGAUUCACAUAGUAAUACGUAUGGUGGUGUUGGAUCGUUGGGUACCCCUAUUGUGCGUACUGAUGCUGCUAGUAUUUGGGCCACGGGCCAAACUUGGUGGCAGAUCCCACCGGUUGCCAAAGUUGAGUUGAAGGGUAACUUACAGAAGGGUGUCACUGGGAAAGAUAUUAUUGUUGCAUUGUGUGGUGUCUUCAAUAAUGAUGAAGUCUUGAACCAUGCUAUUGAGUUUGUAGGAGAUGGUGUGGAGAAUUUGUCUAUUGAUUAUAGGUUGACUAUCGCUAAUAUGACCACUGAGUGGGGUGCGUUGAGUGGAUUGUUUCCUAUUGAUGAUAAGUUGGUUGAGUUUUAUCAAGAUAGAUUGAAGAAAGUUGGCCCAAAUCAUCCAAGAAUCAAUGCUGCCACUAUUGAAUCUUUGCAAAACGAUGGGUUGGCAAGUGACCCAGACGCGAAAUAUGCAAAACAUUUAGUUAUUGAUUUGAACACUUUAUCGCCUUAUGUCUCCGGUCCAAAUUCAGUCAAGGUCUCCAACCCAUUAUCGAAAUUAUCCAAUGACAAUAUCGCAAUCAACAAGGCUUACUUGGUGUCAUGUACCAAUUCCCGUUUAUCUGAUAUUCAAGCUGCGGCUGACGUGUUGAAAGGUCGCAAAGUACAUCCAAACGUUGAAUUCUACGUUGCUGCUGCCUCGUCAUUGGUCCAACAGGAUGCUGAAGCUGCUGGUGCGUGGCAAACUAUCAUUGACGCAGGUGCUAAGCCAUUACCUGCUGGAUGUGGUCCAUGUAUUGGAUUGGGUACUGGGUUAUUAAAAGAUGGUGAAGUCGGAAUCAGUGCCACAAACCGUAACUUCAAGGGAAGAAUGGGGUCGAAAGAUGCAUUGGCGUAUUUGGCCUCGCCUGAAGUUGUGGCUGCUUCUGCUGUGUUGGGUAAAAUCGGUGCUCCUGAAGAGAUUAAUGGUGCGUCAGUUAAUCCAUCACCAGAGAUUGUCAAGAGUAUUGAUCUUCCAAAGAAGCUGAGCAGUGGUGAUGCUGCCACUGCUCCUGCAGAGGAGCCAUUUGCUGAAGCAGAUGCUGUUACUGGAUCAGUUGAAGUUUUGCCAGGUUUCCCCAAAUCCAUCCAAGGUGAACUCAUUUUAUGUAACGCUGACAACAUCAACACCGAUGGAAUCUACCCCGGUAAAUACACAUACCAAGACGACAUCUCACGCGAACAAAUGGCACAAGUGUGUAUGGAAAACUAUGAUCCAGAGUUCAAGACCAAGACCAAACUGGAUGACAUCAUCAUCAGUGGAUACAAUUUCGGAACCGGAUCUUCUCGAGAACAAGCAGCCACGUGCAUUUUAGCACGCGGCAUGAAGUUGGUGGUUGCUGGAUCAUUUGGUAACAUAUUCAGUAGAAACUCCAUCAAUAAUGCGUUGUUGACGUUGGAGAUUCCUGACUUGAUUGAGAAAUUAAGAGUCAAGUACCAAGGUAGUAGUGAGUUGACAAUCCGUACUGGUUGGUUUUUGAAGUGGGAUGUUACGAAAGCCACUGUGACUGUUGUUGAUUCUGAUGCUAAAGUCAUUUUGCAGCAGAAGGUUGGUGAGUUGGGUACUAAUUUACAGGAUAUUAUCGUCAAGGGCGGUUUGGAAGGAUGGGUCAAAUCUGAGUUGCAAAAAGAGGAAUAG